Molecule: messenger RNA, 2803 nt
Organism: Myxocyprinus asiaticus (Chinese sucker)
Lineage: Eukaryota; Metazoa; Chordata; Actinopteri; Cypriniformes; Catostomidae
Gene: rnf144ab
Product: ring finger protein 144ab
Exons: 9
Coding region: 276-1481 (401 amino acids)
Biological process (GO): positive regulation of proteasomal ubiquitin-dependent protein catabolic process; protein polyubiquitination; ubiquitin-dependent protein catabolic process
Cellular component (GO): ubiquitin ligase complex; Golgi apparatus; cytoplasm
Molecular function (GO): zinc ion binding; ubiquitin conjugating enzyme binding; ubiquitin protein ligase activity
Source: RefSeq, a predicted model, not a curated record
UGCGUCUCAAGAGCCGCUCACCUCCAAGCGCAGUCAAAUGGCGCAGCUCCAGAGAGUCACAGCGAGCAGUCCUACUAGCUGAUUUUAAUUAGAGCAUAUACGGCUUUUCUUGAAUUUCAUGUAUUAUUCUCUUUCUUUGCUGGUUUGCGAGCAUGGUAUCUCAGUUUAUCUGCUACAAAUGGACCUAAAGUAAUGCAUUGCGCUUAGCUGUGCGUGGAGCUUUUGUUAUUUCAGUAACGGACUGACAACUGAUAGAUUCAACCCAAGGUUCUCCCAUGUUCGGUUCCUGUCUUGUCUUGUUCGUGUCGGUUCCAACCCAGAGUAUUGAACCCAAUUCUGUCUGCUGUGUUCUGCCAGGAGGCAGCGGCCGUUCCCGCUGCAGUGCUGUGGACCAUCCGGAAGAGGAGGGCUCCUGCUCUCCUGCCGCUGCCAGCGUCCCUGGCCACAGAGGCCGUGCCCCUGCCGCUGCCAGCAUUCUCUGCCAGCAUCCUCGGCCACGAAGGCUGUUCCCCUGCCACUGCCAGCAUCCUCUGCCACGGAGGCCAUUCCCCUGCUGCUGCCCGCAGUGCCGUCUGUUGAGUGUCCCAGAUCCGUGUACCAUGAGCAGCUCUCGCUACGAACCCAGCUGGGACGUGGACCUGGCGCCCCUUCUGUCAUGUAAAUUGUGCCUGGGAGAGUUUCCUCUGGAACAGAUGACCACCAUUUCCCAGUGCCAAUGCAUAUUCUGCAGUCUGUGUUUGAAGCAAUAUGUUGAGCUGCUCAUUAAAGACGGCCUCGAAACGGCUAUUAGCUGUCCGGACUCUACCUGCCCAAAAAGGGGACAUUUACUGGAAAAUGAGAUUGAAGGUAUGGUGGCUGUCGAGGUCAUGCAACGUUAUAAGAGACUCCAGUUUGAGCGUGAGGUGCUCCUGGAUCCUUGUCGGACCUGGUGCCCAUCCUCCUCCUGCCAAGCAGUCUGCCAGCUGAAGGAGGCAGAGGUGCAAAUGCCGCAGCCAGUGCAGUGCCCUCAGUGCAGCCUGCGUUUCUGCUCUUCCUGCAGGGAAGAUUGCCACACAGGACAGGCGUGUAAGGAGAUCCUUCCAAUUGCCACCUUCUUGCCCAGGGAGAACAGCUCCAGCCUCAAGAAUCAGGAUGACAAGGCUCCAAUCAAACGCUGUCCUAAAUGCAAAGUGUACAUUGAGAGAGACGAGGGCUGUGCCCAGAUGAUGUGUAAGAAGUGUAAGCACGCCUUCUGCUGGUACUGCCUGGAGUCACUGGAUGAUGACUUCUUACUGAUCCACUAUGAUAAAGGCCCGUGCCGGAACAAACUGGGUCAUUCCCGAGCCUCCGUCAUCUGGCAUCGGACACAGGUUGUAGGGAUCUUUGCUGGCUUCGGUCUACUCUUGCUAGUGGCCUCCCCCUUCAUUUUGCUGGCCACUCCCUUUGUGCUCUGCUGCAAAUGCAAGUGUAAACGUGGCAGCGAUGACCCACUUCCUUCCUAGCUUCAAGAUGUCACUUUCGGCACAUUUGACUAUCCCGUCUUGGAGCUCUCUGUGUAACUCCAGCAGGGGCAUUGGUAAAAGACUUACUGUAGCUCUUCUGUCUGUGAGACUGCAUAUCUGAGCUGAAUUAAAAUGUUGACUGACAUUGAAAUGUGUUUUGCAGAGGCAGAGAAAAAGAUUGGAUGAGCCAUUAGAGGCAAGCUGAAAGUGUUUGUAAGCAAGCACUUCUAUGAAGCAGGAUGCAGUUUGUUUAGGAGGGUUUGGUCAUGACAUACAGUUGUCUAUACACUUGUCUUGUAUCUAUCUCAUUCACUAUUCACUAUUUCGUCACUUUGUGUUGUUAAGGUAUUUUUGAUGUUGUUUAUCAAGGAUAUAACAGAUACUAAUUUUAUUGACUACAGACUUCGAGGGCAUCAUUCAGAAAAGUUCUAUGCUUUCAUACAUUCCUUGUAUCGCAAGUUACACAACCUCAAUAUUUCAGCCAAUUAUUUAGCAUGCUAAAGACUGAGAAUGUUUCACUUACUGAACAGGCCAUAGCUACCACUUAUUUCUAUAUGCUUUCUAUAAGCUCUUUCUUGGGUAAGUAAAACCCCGUUCUUCCAUUUGAAUCAACUCAGAUACUUUACACGCACCACAAAUGUAGCAGAUGUGCCACCUGAUGCCUUGUCAAAGCUUGUAGGCUUGGGUGUUGCCAAAAGAUUACUUAUUAGCAGUCAGUUGGUCACAUAUCAAUCUGUUUAUAAUGGAGCUAUCACAAAUGCAUCAUAAACAAGCUAUUCUAUAGCUUAUUAUUCUGUAUAAAAGCUAUUAUACAGUUUUUCACAUUUCAACAGUUAUCAUUGAUGUCAUGUACAGGUGAAUUCUCUUGGUAUAAAACGUAUGUCUUUUGUUUAUAUUUCCAACCCAGAAAGGUGCUAUUCCAACCUGUUGAAUGCAACUAAAAAUCCAAAUACAACCUGCAUUACCAUGUGCCUGCCAAUUUAGGUCAGAGUAAUCAGGCCAGUGAAGCUUAACUUUGUACUUUUCAGGUCACUCUAAGAGUUAUUUAUUUAUUUUAUUUAUUUUUUAGAGUAAUACUUCUGGGAACCGUUUGCCAAAUGUGAUGUUGUUAGCCCAUUUGUUCACUGUCUAGCAUGUUAAUAUUUGGUUGAUGAAUAGGGUAAACCUAGUUUUUUGUUCAUAUUCCUUCAGUUAAAAAUGCCUUUCUUUUUUCAGAGUUUUGUUAAUUCUAUUUGUAAGUGUUUCAACAUACUUUUUGAAGCUGUAACGGUAUAUAAUGUCUUUUCACAUUUUUCACAUUAAAAUAUAUCAUUAUCCUGAAA